AUCUUUAUGUUUGAAGCCUGAAAUGUGGCAAAAGGUCGCAAAGUUCAAGGGGGCCGAAUACUUUCGCAAGGCACUGUAGCAAAACCGUUUGACAUAUAAAAACAGGAUUUUCAGCGGGGUUGAAAUAAUGUUAAUUAAUUAUGAAGUUGUGAAAAAUACUAAUAACAUUCCACCAAUGAGGCAACUAGAGGAUGAUUUUGUCAUUUGACUGCAGGAAAGUACUAUAAGGAAUUUGAAAUUAAUUAUAAUUAUACUUUUGAUACUCAAAUAUAUUUGAGCAAUUACAUUAACCUUUGAUACAAUCAAAUACUUAACAAAAUGUACUCAAGUAGUAUUUUUUUACUGGGUGACGUUCACAUUAAUUUGAUUCAUUUUCUAUUAAGGUAUCUUUACUUUUACUCAAGAAUGACAAUUGUGUACUUUUUCCACCACGUAAUAUUUGCUCUCAGAGCAAGCUGUCUGUCCGUCAUUUCAAAAUGUCUCUCCAGCACCAAAAUUAGAAUACGUCGUGACGCUGUGCGUAAUGUUUAGUUCGUCCCCUAUGGUGAAUGAAGAAUCCGCUAUCCAAUUGUGGCACUGCCGUUGUCGAAAACAGCAAAAUUGUUUUCUUCUGUAGACAAAGGUGUCUCGACAACCCGAUAAAUUACUGAAUAGUCAUCCAGUUCUGUGGCUUCUUGGUGAAGACAUGGAAAAACAACCGCGGUUGUUGACAUCCCAACUCCUACUGAAAAACAGCUUAUUCGAAGUGUCGUUAAACCGUGUGCUUCUGACAUGGAAAGAGAUUGCGACCAAGAAAAAACGCGUUUCUGGGGGAAUACAUCACCCAUGUAAAGUCGGUGUCUGUUUUCCUACGUUUCUGCGCAGAGACAAAGGAGAGUCAGGUACCAGUCACAGUGUGUCAGUGUCUGAGAUCCUAGCAGUCAGGGAGCUCGACGUGGACAGCGGGACGAAAGAUGACGGCAGGUGGCAGAAAAUGCCUCAGAAAUCGACCGAGGCCUAUCCAUAUGCAUUCACAGUGUCCUACGUGGAGAGGGCGUGGCAGCACCGCUGGCGGUGUAGUGACGUCACCUUUCACUGCCUAGAGGGGGCGCUGUGUCAGCAGUGGGUCCAGACAAUCAGAGAGCAGCUCACAGCAUUGACCAGCAGACCCAAGCAUUUGCUGGUGUACAUCAACCCCUAUGGGGGCAAGCAGCAAGGCGAGCGUAUUUACGAGCAGAAAGUCGCCCCUCUCUUCACCCUUGCCUCCAUCUCCACGCACGUGAUUGUUACAGAGCAUGCCAAUCAUGCCAGGGACCACCUGAGUACAGAGGCUGAGUUGAAGAAAUAUGAUGGAGUGGUGUGUGUGGGCGGGGACGGCAUGUUCAGUGAAAUGGUUCACGGCCUGGUCUCCCGGACCCAGAGGGACAACGGCGUGGACCAGAACAGCCCGGAGGAGAAGCUGGUACCCUGUACUCUGCGCAUUGGCAUUAUACCCGCAGGUUCAACGGACUGCAUCUGCUAUGCAACUGUAGGCAUCAACGACCCUGUGACCUCGGCCUUACACAUCAUAGUGGGAGAUGCCCAGCCAAUGGACGUGUGCUCGGUCCAUCACAACAACACAUUCCUGAGGUACUCUGUGUCCCUGCUUGGGUACGGUUUCUAUGGCGACGUGCUGGCAGACAGCGAAAGGAAACGAUGGAUGGGACCAGCCAGAUACGACUUUUCAGGUUUUAAGACGUUUCUCACACAUCACUACUAUGAGGGGACUGUGUCUUUUCUACCAGCAACGGACAUAUUGGGAACUCCACGAGACAAGACCAGGUGUAGAGCUGGGUGCUUCAUAUGCCAACACAACGGACAGCUGUAUUCCGAGGAUGCCCCAGAGAUUUGCGAGACUGAUCCAGAUGUUUCAGACAGUGAAUACAAAGGGGGGUGGCGGGUGAUCAGAGGGAAGUUCCUGGCCAUCAACGCGGCCAGUAUGAGCUGUGCCUGUCCCCGUAGUCCCAAGGGCUUGUCCCCCGCUGCCCACCUCGCCGACGGCACCACCGACCUCAUCCUCGUACGCAAGUGCUCUCGAUUCAACUUCCUGCGCCACCUGCUACGCCACACCAGCAAAUACGACCAGUUUGACAUGACCUUUGUAGAAGUGCACCGUGUGCGGCGCUUCCGCUUCACCCCGCGCUACUGCCAGAGUGACUCCGAGUUGGACCUGAGGGAGAAUGGCAAGAGGCUCUUCAGCCAGAUCUGCAGAGACCACCCGGCCUGCAGCUGUAGCCCUGCCUACAGCAGCUGGAACUGUGACGGCGAGAUCCUCCCUCAUGCUGCCAUUGAAGUCGGAGUGCACUGCCAGUUGAUCAAGCUGUUUGCGCGAGGGAUCGAAGAGCAGCCUGUGUUUGAGGACCUUCCCAACCCGUGUGCAGUAUAGACCCCCCCCUGCUGCCCUAUCCUAUCAAAGUCACUGGAACAGUCCUACUGCAUUUCAAAGGCUACUGCUGUCAUAUCCUUACCCCUGUGCCCUACCCUUUUCUGAUGUACUUUGAGGUCUUUCAGACAUCUGUUUUCUGGGGCCAUUUUUGUUUGUCUGCCAGAUUUUAGAGGUCACAAGUUCACAGGUCAAAGAGUACUGUUGAUGGUACACUUACAGAGAGGUUCACUAUCCACAUCCACUAUACUGAAGAAGAAAUCAUGAAAAUACUAAAGCGGUAUUCAAUGUAGCUCUUUUCCGCUCUCCUUUUUCAAUCGAGCGAUGUUAACCUAGCAAUUAACAAAUAGCAAUUAACAUGCUGUUCAACAUUUAUAGAACUCCUCUUUGCACGUUUUACAAUGUAUGCUGCUCCAAAUUAUGAAUAACUGUUGCGUUUUGUUUAUUUAUUCAUUUAGAGAAAACAUUUAAUUAGAGGAUGUUUGAAUUUUGCUAGCUGCUUGCACUUUGUUCCAAAUAGGCCGUAUGCGUUUUGACCUUAUAAGCAAUGCCUUGUUAAAAGUUAUUUUACAGCACGAAUUUGAAUACAUAUGUAUUGAUGAUCGGAUAUUGGGUGAACCAGAGAACUCUCUAGGGCAGUGUUUCCCAACUCCAGUCCUCAUAUACCCCCAGCAGUACAUAAUUUUUAUUGUGGAACCCGAACAAGAACAACUGAUUCUACUUGUCAACUAAUCAUCAAGCCCUUGACAAUUGAACCAGUGUCCUCAUUUAUCAACCGUGCAUACAUGUCUUACUUAGUUCUGAGGUACGUGGAGAUUCUAGAAUUUCCGCAACAAAUCUAACUGUCACACGCAACAUAUACAUACGCAUGUUGUGAUUGUUAAACCAUACUAUAUUUGUGGGCUUGUAAACAAGCACUAAAACCGGACUUGGAAAACACACCCCAUUCACAUUUUAUGGUAACAAAAAUUCCCACAUUUGCUGUAUGAUUUGGUGAUUCUGGAGCUGGGCCAGGAUAGUUUCAAAAAGAAAUCGCAAUAGCAAAUUUGAUCACAAUUCUGUAGAUGUGCGUGAAUUCUUUUUUUUGUUUAAAAAAUAUAUAUAUUUUGCAGUGACCUAUGCCUCCUAUAGCGAGUGCCAAACACUGUCCGCACCUACUGCAUGAUUGAUUGUCCAUUCAAACAAUUUAAAAGUAAAUGCUACAGCCCACACUUCUAUGUAAGAUACUAAUUGUUGUUGAAUAUUUUGUUUAUCAAUAGAAGAUAGAAACACAAUCUCCUGCCUUGGUAUAGGCUCUGAGAUGAAUAGGCUAUUGUGUCUCGCUCCUGUCACAAAGCAAUACUGUGGCCUACCCAUACUGUCAUAUAGGCUACCGGUCUAUUUACUUUUGAAUGAGUGAUGGAUAAAUGGUAGCCUAAUAUUUGUUGCGUAGCGGGAAUAAAGCAGUCGUCAGAAAAGGAGCGACGUCCUGCAAUAUGAUUUAGGUGUAUAUAUAAUGAAAGUUAAAAUAUAUUAGGCAACAUGCUGCUACGCGAUCUCCAUACCAACGGCAAAUGCAUCCGUGUUGUCAUUAGACCAACGUUUUGUUUUUGUUUGCCUAACAUUCUUAGAAUUCCUGUGCAUCAAACACCUCAAUUUCCCCAAAAAUAACAAUAUUUGCUUGCAAUACCACUAGAAGUUGCAUGGUUUGAGAUUUGUGUGGAGCUAUGCACGCUUUUCCAUCAAGUUCAAAAUUGUGUGCUGUUGGGGGGUACUUCAGGACAGGAGUUGGGAAACACUGUUCUAGGGGUACCAGAUACUAGCCAGACUCUUACCUUUAAAGGAGAAGUUAGAUUAUUUUUUUUUACAAACAAAUCUGUAUUUCGAAUGUAAAUGGUAUGUUAUAGAAGGGUCCAGACACUUUUUUUUUUUUGCGAUAUCAUGUGCUUGUGAGAGACCCCAAACAGUGAUUCACUUCCUCAUCCUCGUUGUGCAAUACGGGUGCUCUGAAAAAAACACGAGUAAAUGCUCCAAAUACGUAGUCUUUUAAACGACAAUGCUCUCAGUAUAGUAAUGCAGGUCUUUAGAUAUUGUACACAUGUAAUUGUCAUUCCGAAACUUUUCCGCAAUGUUAUAUUCAGUUGGCUUCUAGGUACCCUCAUUAAGGCCAUAAGUCACUAAAGCAGGUCUUAGCAACUGGUAUCUGGGCCUUUGAGCCUUUAAAAUUGGCCAAUGGUGUCCUUACGCGAUUAAGAUGUUUCAAAUGUGUAGUCUAAUCAACCCCUCUGGUGGUAGAUUUUCUGCGAAUCUCUUAGAGGAACGUGUCUGUCUCCCCUCUAUCCAUAUGUCUGUCUAAUAAAUCUUUAAAAAUAGAAGUUGUUCACGUCAUCUUUUCCAUACAGCAUUUCUCCACACCUUGAACAGUUUUAAAUUCUAAAGACCUCACUAUAAUGGGAGCUUUCCAGUGUUUUUGGAGCAUUUUUGGAGCUCUCUCAGAGCUCCUGUACUGCACAACAAGGAUGAGGAAGUGAAUCGCUGGUUGGGGUAAAAAAUUGAGACAUAAAAAAAACUACAAUGUCCUUUAAUGUGACAUUGAAACAAACCAUCACCAAAUGUAAUGGUACACAAAAUGUCCAGACUGGCAAGAUUCGCAUAUGGGAUGCUGAAAAAUCAACAAUGUAGCUUGUCAACACAGUGUAUGCGCUAAAAUGUGUAAAUUGUUACCAUAGAAAUAGUGGCUUUAGGCACAUUUUACCAAGCUAUCUCUGCCAUUUGCGGCAUUGUCAUUCCAGGUUUAGAUUCCUUGAUAUCUGAGGUAUAGCAGUUAAAGGGAACUUCCACCCAAAAACUUUUGACAUUUGUUUCAUUAGUCCAUUGGUUGAUAUUGUCCAUGUCAGUAAUCAAGUUUUCAAGAUGUAUAACUUUCAAAAUACAGAAAUACAGCCGAUAUGAUGCAUUUUGCAUCAGACGGCUGUAUUUCUGUAUUUUGAAAGUUAAGAUAUCUAACUUGAUUGCUGACAUGGAAAUCAUUUUGGGACUAUAUCAAACAAUGUACUAAUGAAGCAAAUACUAAAAUAUUGUUUUUGAGUGGAGUUUCCCAAAAAGGAUUCUGGUUUGAAUCCCCGACUAGUUGAGAAAUCUUUUUUUUUUUCUUGAGCAAGGAACCAUAAUUUCCCCUGUAAGUCACUCUGGAUAAGAGCAUCUGCUAAAAUGACAUUUAAAAAAAAAAAGCUGUCCAAAAACAGUAUUUGGUGCUUGGUGCCCUGCAUAUCAUAUAAUCCCGUGCUGCACAUACUAUGCUGGGUGUCACUGCCCUCCGCACUGUCACGCUAGUCUUGCUGCUGCAGACUAGGACAAUUGUAGCAGUUGCUGAACAUGAAUGUGCUGUGACAACAGUGACUAGCAAACACCACAAGGCUGUUAUCCCCCAUCUGGCCAAAAUACGAGUCUCUACUGUAUGGUUUAGACUCAUUGUGCAGUGAUUUUUACUUUGGCAUCCUCCUUGGCUGCACAAUUCCUUUCUGACCAUGCACUCUCCUCUCUGAAUUGUACACCAGGCAGCCAUCAGGCAGAUGCUCGUCCAUCCAUCCAAGUUCCUUUUAGCUUUAGCUCGGCAGAACAGAAUUACGCUGAUUCAUCAUCCACUGUGACAUCCACCCCUCCACCAGCACUAGGCACCCAUUCAGUUUGGUUCACUUCCAGGCCCAUUAGAAACUCUCUGUAUCAGCGGGGCCACUCUUAAUGCUGCAUUCUUAAUCUUGGAGGUGCCCCCCUCAUUUAUGCCGACCCACUUUACAUUAUAGGAGUGCUGACUGUAGCAGAGUGUAGCUCCCCUAUGGAGGGGAGAGCAGUGUGCGUGUGUCUGAGAGGCCAUUACUCCACUAGAAAUUGUGGGGCCCUGGUCGUCAUCCCUAAGGAGUGUGUGUGGUGUCAAUACAGCGCUGUGGGAAGUGCAGUGUAAACGCAGCCACAGCAAGGCAGAGGAGGCUUCAUGAGGCUCAGCACUGCGUAGCACCUAUCAACUCUGUCUUGUAAGGGUUCUCAGUGCAUGAAUAAUGGCACCACACACACACAGCACACUCUUGUUAGGUUACAACUGAUAUCCUGAUUUAUUGGUAUGUUUUUACCAAUAAAACCCUAAACAAGCGCACAACAGAAACCCCCUCUGUGAUCUUGCAGGUUUCAAGAUGUUAAAGAUAUGUAAACUCAGCAAAAAAAUAAGCAAUUUUCAAACUUAACAUGUGUAAAUAUUUGAAUGAACAUACGAUUCAACAACUGAGACAAACUGAACAAGUUCCACAGACAUGUGACUAAGGGAAAUGGAAUAAUGUGUCCCUGAACAAAGGGGGGGUAAAAAUCUAAAGUAACAGUCAGUAUCUGGUGUGGCCACCAGCUGCAUUAAGUACUGCAGUGCAUCUCCUCCUCAUGGACUGCACCAGGUUUGCCAGUUCUUGCUGUGAGAUGUUACCCCACUCUUCCACCAAGGCACCUGCAAGUUCCAGGACAUUUCUGGGGGGGAAUGGCCCUAGCCCUCACCCUCCGAUCCAACAGGUCCCAGACGUGCUCAAUGGGAUUGAGAUCCGGGCUCUUCGCUGGCCAUGGCAGAACAUUGACAUUCCUGUCUUGAAGGAAAUCACGCACUGAACGAGCAGUAUGGCUGGUGGCAUUGUCAUGCUGGAGGGUCAUGACAGGAGGAGCCUGCAGGAAGGGUACCACAUGAGGGAGGAGGAUGUCUCCCCUGUAACGCACAGCGUUGAGAUUGCCUGCAAUGACAACAAGCUCAGUUCGAUGAUGCUGUGACACACCGCCCCAGACCAUGGACCCUCCACCUCCUAAUCGAUCCCACUCCAGAGUACAGGCCUCGGUGUAACGCUCAUUCCUUUGACGAUAAACGUGAAUCCGACCAUCACCCCUGGUGAGACAAAACCACGACUUCUCAGUGAAGAGCACUUUUUGGCAGUCCUGUCUGGUCCAGCAACAGUGGGUUUGUGCCCAUAGGUGACUUUGUUGCCGGUGAUGUCUGGUGAGGACCUGCCUUACAACAGGCCUACAAGCCCUCAGUCCAGCCUCUCUCAGCCUAUUGCGGAGAGUCUGAGCACCGAUGGAGGGAUUGUGCCUUCCUGGUGUAACUUGGGCAGUUGUUGUUGCCAUCCUGUACCUGUCCCGCAGGUGUGAUGUUUGGAUGUACCGAUCCUGUGCAGAUGUUGUUAUACAUGGUCUAGCACUGCGAGGAUGAUCAGCUGUCCGUCCUGUCUCCCUGUAGCACUGUCUUAGGCGUCUCACAGUACGGACAUUGAAAUGUAUUGCCCUGGCCACAUCUGCAGUCCUCUUGCCUCCUUGCAGCAUGCCUAAGGCACAUUCACGCAGAUGAGCAGGGACCCUGGGUAUCUUUCUUUUGGUGUUUUUCAGAGUCAGUAGAAAUGCCUCUUUAGUGUCCUAAGUUUUCAUAACUAUGACCUUAAUUGCCUACUGUCUGUAAGCUGUUAGUGUCUUAACGACCGUUCCACAGGUACAUGUUCAUUAAUUGUUUAUGGUUCAUUGAACAAGCAUGGGAAACAGUGUUUAAACCCUUUACGAUGAAGAUCUGUGAAGUUAUUUGGAUUUUUACAAAUUAUAUUUGAAAGACAGGGUCCUGAAAAAGGGAUGUUUCUUUUUUUGCUGAGUUUAUGAAGAAUGAUGUGGAGGUCUGUCCUUUGGUUGAAAGUGGAACAUUCUAAGAAAUGACUACAUAAAGAGUAUUUAAACCUCUGAAUAA
Messenger RNA from Oncorhynchus keta (chum salmon), 8135 nucleotides. Its product is annotated as ceramide kinase-like. Bases 686 to 2404 code for a protein of 572 amino acids. The transcript has 14 exons. The record is from RefSeq and is a predicted model, not a curated record. NCBI's taxonomy places the organism in Eukaryota, Metazoa, Chordata, Actinopteri, Salmoniformes, Salmonidae. Gene Ontology annotation, molecular function: kinase activity.